UGUUGUGGGAACAGACAUGCUUGAACUUGACUGUCAACUUACUAGAGAUGGUCAUGUAGUGGUCUCACAUGACUCUGUUCUAGAUAUUCGCACAGAGCUCAAAGGAGCAAUAUCAGAAUACAAUUAUGCUGAGCUUCCUCCAAUCAAAGAGCAGAUCCCCAUAGACUUCAUGCCUGGCGUAACAUUCAGUAGUAACAGUGAAGAUCGAAGAUUUCCUCUCUUGGAGGAAACCUUUCAGCACUUCCCAAAUACACCCAUUAAUAUAGACAUCAAAAUUGACAGCAAUGAACUUAUAUCAAAAGUAAGCGAAUUAGUGAAGAAAUAUCAACGUGAACACAUAACAGUUUGGGGAAAUAUGAAGGACGUAGUAACCCAAAAAUGCUACAAGGAGCAAUGUUACUGUGAGGAGAUAGUAAUACAGGGGGAGUCAUCUGAGCUGUGACAUCAUGCCUCUGGGAAGUGUGUGAUUGAAUAAAUAACAAUGAAACUUUUUCUUCUUUUUCUGGGUCAUCCUAGCUUGGUGGAAGAGUGUUAAAAAAAUAUUACUAAGAAUUUAUAAUUAUUGGGGGUACAAACACAGUAGUGGAAAGAUGUGCAUGUAUGAAAUACUGAUUGGAUUCUGCAAAAGCAUGCUGCACUAGAUUCUUAUACCAUACUUGGCAUUUAACCCUUCCACUGUCUCAUCCGUAGAGCUAUGUCAUUGGCACCAAUAUCGCUCGUGUACAUCUACAUUUUAAGCACAGCUCCCUCAUAUUUGCUGUGAGGGGUUAAAUUUUGGCUUAGACACAAGGAAGUGUGUGCAGCAAGUGUGCACAAUAUAAAAAAAAGAAUCCUGUCCCUCCCCUCCAUGCAGUGCAUGAUGGGAAAAGCAAACCUCUGAUCUUGUGUUUGU
Molecule: messenger RNA, 892 nt
Organism: Cherax quadricarinatus
Lineage: Eukaryota; Metazoa; Arthropoda; Malacostraca; Decapoda; Parastacidae
Source: RefSeq, a predicted model, not a curated record